Messenger RNA from Paramecium octaurelia, 957 nucleotides. NCBI's taxonomy places the organism in Eukaryota, Ciliophora, Oligohymenophorea, Peniculida, Parameciidae. The record is from the annotation of a GenBank genome assembly.
AAAAUGUAGGUUGUUGUGAUUGCCCCAAAUAAGGUUUAAAUAGGCAUUUAAAAUUAAAAAUUGGAUAUCUUCGAUGAUGGUAUUCAACUCUAAAAGGCUGGAGGUAUAAAGAAGAUAUAGGCUAUACGGGUUUUCUUUAGUGAAAAAUAGUAAUGUGUUGCAUUCUAUAUUUUAGUAUACGUGGAUUCGAAAUAUUUUACAAAUUAGGUGCUGGAGAUCUUUUGAAAGCAGGUCAUAAUGUCCCAAAAUCAAAGAAGGAACUAUAGAAUACAAUAUUAGAAAUAGGGCCUGACGAUUACGUAAGUGAAAUAUUUGGUGCAUACUAAUCUGCCAAAAAGAACAGGAUUAUAAAUAUUACGUUUGUAACCUAUCGAGGGAAGGCUUUGUCAUUCGGUGGUAAGGGUGACAAGUCAUUUGGAUUUUGUUUCCCAGGAUUUACAUUUGGAGCAUUCAAAGGAGGGUAAAAUAAGUUAGUAAAGUAAUAGUUAAAAGAAAUGUGUAGAGUGGUUGGAGAUCGAUGUGCUACCCUUACCAGAAGAUUUCAAAUUGGAGAUGCAAAAAUUAGGAAUACUUAGAAUUCAAAGGAUUAGUGAAUAAUAACCUGAAAGAACUUAAAGUAAUCUUAACAAUUCUACAAACAAUGCUGGAUAAGGUGCAAUUAUAGGUGUUCCAAAGCUAUAGAUAGCUAAGCCUAUGAUUGCUGUUCCUGCAAUUGUAGUACCUUAAGUAAAUUAAUAAUAAAAUAUAAAUUUAUAAUAAUAACAGCCUUAAUAAAGUAAUCCAUUUUAAUAAUAAUAUUAAUAAUAGUAUCCUUAAUAUCCAUAACAAUAAUAAUAAUAUCCUUAAUAUUCAUAAUAGUAAUCAAUUCCAAAUCAAUAAAACCCUUAUGCUUUAUUUAAUCAAUAGCCAUAAUCCUAGAAUCCAUACAGUAGUAAUAGUUAUCCAAAAUUUAGUUGA